UAGUCAUAAAUAACGACAGUCCGGCUGAAUGAUAUCAGGAUACAAAGUGUGAAUUCCAUUUUUUUUCUAUAUUGUCCAUAAUUAAUCAAACAAUUUUUUUCUAUUUUCCAGGUGACAAUUGAAACUGAAGAUGGCGGAAAUGGGUUAAAGUUUAGACCAUUAGAUAAGUUGGUACCGGUAUCAUAAUCAUGCUGCUCUUCGGGAUAUUUGAGGGAGAGCGAGUGACGCUGGAUGUGUCACCAGGAAUGACAGUUGCGGAGUUCAAAAAGAUUUUACAAGAAAAACUGAACAUUUCGGAUGAUUUGUGUAAAUUUGAUAAAACGGUGAUAAGUUUGACUUACGCUCGGGCAGAACUGCGUGAUACCUGGGUACUCAGCGAUCUUGGCAUCGUUCACGGUACUACGAUUCGAAUUCAACUGAAAGAGGAGGAAAAUCCUGUGCUCUAUAUCCAGUGUUCACAUACCAAUGAAACUUUAACCAUAUUUGAUAACUUGAAUGUUGGUUCCAUGCCUGUGAAAGAUCUUAGGUCGUUGGUUUCAAAAAGAACGGGUUUACCGGUUGGGAUAUUUCGUCUGUGCACCAGCAAUGGUACCGAAAUGUUCGAUUGUCAUUUGUUGGAGUAUUACGGUAUAGAAGCUGGUAGUAAGUUGCACCUAGAGAAUUGGGAUGGCUUAAACGAAUUUAUAAAUCUUGCCAGUCGAGGAUUCACGCCUCAAGUGAUUUCUCAGAUUUCCUUAGACGACAUUCAUGGUCGAUACUUAUUGAAAGUAGCAUUAUAUAUAGCUGCUCAUUUCGGGAAUGUGGAUCUAGCGCGCUCCUUGUUAAAACUUGGUGGAAGAAGUGAUGAACCUAUCAAAGAUCCUCCCCAACGACAGUGGUGCGGCUCCUUGACUCAUAUUGACAGUCUCAAAGCCCCAGUUCACGUGGCAACUGAAAUGGGUAAUUUGGGCGUCUUAAGACUUUUUGUUAAUCAUGAUAUUACGUGUCUUAUGGCGAAGGACGGGCGUGGAUUAAUGCCAAUGAAUAUUGCUCUCAGACAACAUAUUAAAAACUGUGCGCCAUAUCUACUUACUAAACAAUGGACUAAAAUCAAUUUAACUAAAAACGUUGCAGUCAGUGUGAAAACGUACGAUGGCAUAAAACGGUGGUGGGAACGGGCGAAGGAAACGGCAUACAUUAAAUACGGUCUGUCAAAAUCCUCAAUCAAGAAGCGAAAUAUUGAUUUUGGGCCUCUAGUAAGCUAUGGUGUACUUGUGGAUGGAUUCUCAAAAAGCUCCAUGAACGGAAAACCAAAGGUCCAACUCGUUAAGGAAGAGAAAGAUAAGAGAAAAGCUAAAGAAAAUGUUAUUCCAACGAUUGACGAAAAUGAAGAAGAUCCUGAGAUGUAUUUCAAAAAUAUCAAUAUUAAUUUACCCUUAACUGAUAGAUCCACCAUAUUCGCAGAUAGGAAAAAUGUGCAAAACAUCCCGAAAUCUGAUAGACCGAAACAUUAUUCUCCAACUACACAAACUAAGCAGGCAUGGAAAGCCAAGCCUGAUGGAAGGGGUACCCCUGGUCGCUCGUCUCGUUCAACAACUCCAGAUGCCUCCAAAAAGGACAGCGAAAGUAGCCCUGAAAGAGACCACGGUUUUAAACUGCCACCCAUACUGGAGAGAAGCCGACGUAGACUAGUUAGUCAGUCUCAGCCAGCAUUAAACCUAUCACCAAAAGGUUCCAUUAAACUUGGGAAAGGCGGUGGCAGCAGACUUACAAAGAACAACAAAAAUGCUUUCCUUCGAACCUCAAAACCAAAUAAAACUUUAACCCAGUCUUUACCAAAUGUCAAUGUAUUACCGCCAGACAAACCAGCUUCCAUGCCGGCCCUCAGCAUAGCUUCCACUGAUCGUAGUGAAAUGGGAAAAUCAUUGACAGACACCCCCGGUGCAUCUAUGUCCAGUAUUACCGAAGAAGCUCAGUCAUCCGAUGAUCUUCCUAAUAUUUCCAAAGCUCGUAAAAAACGACGAGGAAAAAUUCCAUCUUCGGUCCUUUUAUCUAAAGCCCAAGCCAGUGAUUCUACCAUUCCGUUACCGCUCAUUAACAACGAGUCCAACAGUCGCCCUUUCUUCUACCUCAAUGGUUUGCGAGAAGAUGACGUCAUAGAACCCACGGUAGAUCUGUUGACAAAAUAUAAAGGUGGUUCGCCUAGAGAACGAGCAAUACGAUCGUUAGUUGUAGCUAGCAAUUUUAAAGAAAAACCCUGGUUAACUCAAGUGCGCAUGGCUUUAUCAUUAUCCACAACUUCAAUGAAAAGGGAUGUGAAACGCAUCAAGUCAUCCACAAAAGACGUUUCGGUACAAUGUGCCCUGAAACCCACGCAUCCUGUUUCAUCCAUUGUGUAAUUUAUCUAAUUGAAUCCUAAUGCAUUUAUAAUAAUUGGCUUGUCCUUUAUACGAUGAACCCCCAUUAAUUCCUCCUUUAUCGAGCUGUCCAUUUGUUAUGAAAGAACCUUCAAUGUUAUACAGUAAUAUUCGACGAACCAUACGUUGGACACCCGAUCCGCCUAUUAUUAGCCUGCUAGUAGUAGAGAGUUGUUAGUCAUUUUUAGAUGCUCGUAGCAGCGCUAAGGGUGCCUCUGCGCCUCUGGGGGUAAAUUGUUAGCCGCUACAGUAACAACUAACAAGGGCAGCCUUUGUUAUCUACUAUAGUAGCAACUAACAAGGGCCGUAUAGUUUUUAUUUUCCUAAUAAAUAAAUCGAGACUUGGAAAACUAACUUUAUUCCCAUUUUCUGGUUAUUGACGAAAUGUGGACUUAUUUAAUAAACAACUAAAUUACUCAUAUUUUACUGCGGCCAAAAUAUUUAUGAAUAAUACUAAAAUAGGGAUUAAAGAUGAGAUUUUGUGUAGAUAAUCAAGGCCCUAUCCUAUUUAUAGGAGGAAACUGUGCGCUGUAUGCAUAUAUAUUAUUAUUUAAUGAACUUUCUUUUCAGAGGUCCCUAUAUUCUAAUUUCGACAAUUAUAACAUAUACACUGUACAUUGCAUAAACUUCUCUCGAACAGUUCUGAGUCGCUUUUUGAUCCACCAUUUUAUAAUUUGCUCCCUUUACUAUAGGAGUAUUCUUCCCGUCUUAAUGGAUGUUUUGGUACAUUAAAAUCUGAUCUUAUCUAUUAUCUAUUCCAAUCGUAUUUCUGACUAUAGCAGUAACGAUUUGUAGGCCUACUAAUUUAAUAAAAAUAAAAAAAACCCACGUAAUUUGUCCUUUCGUUUUAAAUGUAUCGAACGUUAAAUUGUUAUUCGUAAUAUCUCUUUUCAAUGCUAAAGUAUGAAAACAUUUGUUAGCUAUGUAAAUUCAUCAAAUCAAAAGUUCUAGAAAGAUUUGGAAUAUUCUGAUUCUGUAACAAAUGUAAAUUUAUAUUUCGGUCAUUUUUGAAAAUAGUGAGUUACUAGGGAUUCGUCGUGGCCUAGAUUCCGAUUUGACUUUUAAUGGAGGUAUAACCGUGGCUGUAACAGGGACUUUCUUCUUGUCAAAAUUUUAUAUCGAAUGCAGCUAAGUCAAUUUAUUAUGUCACACAAUUAAUUAUUAUCUUUAAUCCAGUCAAAAACUGGAACUAUUUUGCGAUAUGGUUCCAUUUCGAGCGGUGAUCUGGUUAUGCGACGCGUUUACCCGAAUAAUUCGCUUUCAGAAUCUGAUUAUUCUGUUACCAAUUUAAUAAUAUAAUUUAAAAAAAACAAAACUGUUUAGGAUUAUCUUAUUUACGGAAGAGAACGUGUAAUGGGUCGAAUGUCUCGUCAAUACAAUAUCAGACAUUCUGAGAUUAAUUUGUUUUUAUCGUUAGAUAAAUUUAUCGUCUCAAGGAAUGAGGCCGAAAGUUUUGAAACUGAAUCAAUCGGGUUGACUGAAAAAAAAAAACAAAAAAAACCCCCUAAGCAUGUCGCCACGGCCAUGGCAUCAUUAUAUCUAACCUUUUAUGCUUUUAUGAAGUCAAAGAACACGUUGAUUUGUUUCGCGACCUAUACAUAGGCCUACAGUAUUUGUUUAAAGACCCAAACGCUUUCCAUUUGGACUGACAGGAAUGGUCAAAGAAUUUUGUCUGCGAGAUACAGUUCUGACAGGAAUUAGUCAUUCAGAUGGUACGAUAAACAAGUUCCCCUGUACACGGCAUGCACGUACCGAAGUUGAUUUGGAGAAAAAUAAAGCUCCUUAAGCAGAGAAAAGACACAAGAAUGUAUUAAUGUUGGAUGUUUAAGUUGAAAAAAUCAAACUAAAGACUUCAGCAGAAGUGAAAUGAUCCCAAAAAGAACUUAAGGGGGGAAUAUGUUUCAAGGAAUAAUGAAAUCUAGAGAAGAAUACCAGAAGAAAAAUGGUACAGGAGAAAUUUCAAGAUCUAGAUUGGUAAAAUGCUUUCUAGAUGGAGCUUAGUAAAUGCAUUUCAAGAUUGAGCUUAUUAAAAAUUGAAUUCUAGAAAUAGAAACCUUUGAUUACCGUGCACCACAAGCUUUUGCUUACGAUAAUGUCGAAUCAUUUUGGUGUUGCAGAAAUUGCAAAAGAGUGGAUGGCGUCAUAUCUACAAAACAGGAGUUUUCGUGUAAAAGUUAAGAAUGAUUUCUCCGAUGUAAAACAUGUAAAUUUUUCAGUUCCACAAGGUAGCAUCAAUGGUCUGAUCUACUUUAUCUGCUAUACCAGUACACUAGCAUCCUGCAUCAGACACAAUCAAACAUUAGUUGGCUACGCCGAUGACCACAGCUUGUAUGACAGUUUUAAAGCCGGAGAUCUUGAUGCAGAAUCUCAUAUUGCUUCCCGCAUAUCAGAGUCCUUAGACGACGUUAAAAUCUGGAUGCUGCAUAAUCGACUAAAUAUGAACGACGAAAAAACUGAGGUUAUUAUCUUCGGUGGUAGCCGUUAGCUCCACAAGUCUACCAUCCACGAAUUAAGAGUUGGGGAUUCUGUAGUUGAGUCUUCAUCCCGUGUUAAAUUCCUGGGGAUGCAUUUGGACGAAAACUUAAACUUAAAGAGUCAUUUUGCCCAGAAGACUUGUUGUGCUGCUUCGGCAAUGUUCAACUUGCGGAAAUUGAGACCGUUUCUUUCGCGAGAAUCAUCUCUUCAAAUUGCCAGUUCUUUAGUUUUCUCCCAUAUGGAUUACAGAAAUAGUCUGCUCUGUGGUUUGCCAGCAACUACUCUUCAACCUCUCUAACGAAUUCAAAAUUUUACUGCAAAGCUAAUUCUUGGUGUUAAUUACGGCCAUAGCUCGACUGGUGCUCUGAAAGAACUUCAUAUAUUGCCAGUUGAAGUCCGAUGCCAAUUCAAGCUACUGGUACUGGUGUAUAAGUGUCUCCACAACCUUGCCCCUGUCUACCUUUCUGAAUUAUUGCAGUCCCAAACUUCAUCAUGCAAUAUGAGAUCAUCAUCAAAAAACAUUUAUACCCAAGACAAAAAGUAAAACAUUUGCAGACAGAUCGUUCAAUGUGCUAGGACCGCAGCUCUGGAAUACCCUUCCAGAAAGUGUGAAACAAUGUCAAACUGUAACGGAUUUUAAAAAGAAACUCAAAACAUAUUUUUUUCGUAAAGCAUUUCUUUAACGUUUGUGUAAGACUUUGUGAAGCGCCAUUGAAUGCAUGGCAGUAAUGUGCACUAUAUCAAAUGUAAUAUGUUAUGUUAUGUUAUGUUAUUACAUCGUUUCUUCACAGACAGUUGAGUUGAUGAUAAUGUAACAAUAAAGAACUUUUUUCAUUGGAUCUUAUUAUUUCAUUACAAAUUUUGAAUGUAAAUACAUGUAACAUUUUGUUUUAUAUUUUGAAAUAUUGUAUAUAUUAUGGAAAAUUGUGAUAAUU
Messenger RNA from Patella vulgata (common limpet), 5806 nucleotides. RefSeq lists its product as uncharacterized. The record is from RefSeq and is a predicted model, not a curated record. Gene Ontology annotation, molecular function: protein binding. The transcript has 4 exons. Bases 189 to 2378 code for a protein of 729 amino acids. NCBI's taxonomy places the organism in Eukaryota, Metazoa, Mollusca, Gastropoda, Patellidae.